Fragaria vesca subsp. vesca is the source of this 1797-nucleotide messenger RNA. RefSeq lists its product as uncharacterized. The transcript has a single exon. Lineage: Eukaryota; Viridiplantae; Streptophyta; Magnoliopsida; Rosales; Rosaceae. The record is from RefSeq and is a predicted model, not a curated record. The coding region runs from base 85 to 1797 and encodes 570 amino acids.
CCAACCUUCCCCCACCUCCAUUCUUCUUGAUCACUAUCUCCACGUACCCUUUUCAUUUCUCUUUAGACCCCCAAGAACAUCAACAUGUCUGAACUUUCUUUCUCCUCCAAGAACUCAAAUUUCUCUAGCAUUGAUCUCCUAGCUGACUUCUUCCGUGUCUGUUUCUUCAUUCUGUCCCAUCCUUUGUACUUUUCUUACUUCAUAUUUUUCUCACCAUACCUCCUCAAGCUUCUGUCUUUCCUAUCUCCUCUGUUUGUCACCACUGCUCUACUUGUCCUAGCUUACCUCACUGUCUCUCCCAACUCCACUUCUGAUUUGCCCAAGAUCAAGGUGGGUACUUGUUGCCUUGUCACCACUUACCAAACUGUUGUAGCAAAAUUGCAGUACCCUAAGGUGGAUCACAGCAAUGGUGAUGAUCAUGAAGAGUUUGGAUCUUUUGAGGAGCUUGAAGUGUAUAAGAUUGUGUUUGACACAUCUAGCUUGGAAGUUAGGGAGAGCCCAGUUGAGGAAAUGAGCUCAGAAGAAGCCUCUGAUGCACCAAUUGAUCAAAGUUACAGUCUUGGAGGUAAUGGCAGUAUUGGUUAUUUCUUGGAAGCUGCAUGUGCAAUUUUAGAAGAAAUUAAAGAGAUAUCAGUUGAGGAAAUGAGUUCAGAGCAAGCCUUUGAUGCACCAAUUGAUGAAAGUUCCAGUCUUGAAGGAAGUAGCACAACUGGUCAUAUUUUGGAAGGUGCAAGUGCAAUUUGGGAAGAAAAGGAAGAGAACCAAGAUGAGAAAAACAGCUCAGCACAAGUGUUUGAUGCAUCAUUUGAUGAAAGAUCCAGUCCUGAAAGCAGUGAAAGUUCUGGUUAUUUCUCAGAAGCUUCAAGUGCAGCUGUGGAACAGAACCCAAUUGAGAAAAAAUGCUCCUCACAAGUCUCUGAUGCACCAAUUGAUGGGAAGUCCAGCCCUGAAGGCAAUGGCAGUACUGAUUAUUUCUUUGAAGCUUCAAGUGCAGUUUUAAAGGAAACUAGAGAGAACCUAGUUGAGAAACAAUGCUCAUCACAAGUCUCAGAUGCACCAAUUGAUAAAAGUUCCAGUCUUGAAGGCAAAGGAAGUACUGGUAAUGUGUUGGAAGCAGCUAGUGUAAUUUUGAUUCAAAAAGCAGUUGAGGAAGAGAAAGAGGUCAAGCCCCUGAGCGCAUACUUCGAUAAAGUUGAAGAUGGAGAAGAAAAAAGAUUAACUAGGAGAGAAUCCAAGGAUAGAGAUUUGGGUGCUAAUGAUGGAGGAUUUAGAUCCAAAUCCAUGGUGAUUAAGUCCCAAUUUCUAGGAUCAAACCUUGGAAGUCCUGGUGAGAAAGCUAUGGAGGAUUCUCAAAUUAUGGGUCCAAAUCUUGGGAGUUUUGGUUCAAUGAGAAAAGAAAAAGAGUGGAGGAGGACAUUGGCAUGCAAGCUUUUUGAGGAGAGGCAUCAUAAUGUGGAUGGAGGAGGUGAAGGAAUGGACAUGCUUUGGGAGACAUAUGAUGAAACAGAAUCAGGUAAAGCUCUGCAGGGAAUCAAGAGCAAGUCAAAGAAGCAGGGGAAGAAGAUCAAUGGCAAUAAGAUUGACCACAAUGAGGUGGAUGGCGAUGAUGGUGAAGAGGAAGAAGAUGAAGAAUUGGAUAACGGGCAACUGUGCUGCUUGCAGGCAUUGAAGUUCUCAGCAGGGAAGAUGAAUUUGGGGCAUAUGGGAAGGCCAAAUCUUGUCAAGAUUACAAAGGCACUCAAAGGGUUUGGAUGGUUGCACCAUGUAACCAAGCAUAGCAAGAAAGGGUACCAUUGA